Molecule: messenger RNA, 1901 nt
Organism: Tribolium castaneum (red flour beetle)
Lineage: Eukaryota; Metazoa; Arthropoda; Insecta; Coleoptera; Tenebrionidae
Gene: LysRS
Product: Lysyl-tRNA synthetase
Exons: 2
Coding region: 148-1863 (571 amino acids)
Biological process (GO): lysyl-tRNA aminoacylation
Cellular component (GO): aminoacyl-tRNA synthetase multienzyme complex; cytoplasm; cytosol
Molecular function (GO): ATP binding; tRNA binding; lysine-tRNA ligase activity
Source: RefSeq, a predicted model, not a curated record
UUUUGUGUUUAAAUUUUGCACCGAAUUUUCGUGUAAUGUUGGCGUGACUGUGCGUUUGCGCAAAGGUGGCCAUUUUUUGUCAUUGUUUUUUCACACGUGAACGUGGUUGGUGAGGUUAAUUAGACAAAGUGGUGUUAAAAAGUGAUAAUGGCUGAUGUAACCGAUGAGAAACUAUCAAAGAACGAGCUGAAACGUCGCUUAAAAGCCGAACAAAAAGCCAAAGAAAAGGCUGAGAAGGUGGCUCAACAGCCGGUCGAAACCAAACCCAAAGUAAAGAAAGAGUCGGAGGAGGACAUCAGUCCGAAUGAGUACUUCAAGCUGCGCACCCAAACGGUGGCAAAUCUUAAAUCGCUGGGGGGCGACAACCACCCGUACCCCCACAAAUUUAACGUGUCGAUAUCCUUGCAGGAUUUCAUCGAGAAAUACUCGGGUCUCAAGGAUGGGGAAGUGGUCGAGAAGGAUAAAUUAAGUGUUGCGGGACGCGUCCACGCAAUUCGGGAGUCAGGGGCUAAGUUGAUUUUCUACGACUUGAGGGGCGAAGGCACCAAGUUGCAAGUGAUGGCAACGGCGCGGAAUUACGGUGACGAGGCGAAGUUUGCCGAAGAUACGGGAAAAAUCCGUCGGGGGGAUAUCAUCGGUGUUGAGGGCGUUCCCACAAAGACGAAAAAAGGAGAGUUGUCAGUGAUGCCAACCAAAAUCAAGCUGCUGUCUCCGUGUUUGCACAUGUUGCCACAUUUGCAUUACGGGCUUAAGGAUAAGGAGACUCGGUUCAGGCAGCGGUAUCUCGAUUUGAUUUUGAAUAGUCGGGUCAGGGAAAUUUUCGAAAUUCGGGCCAAAAUUAUUUCGUACACGCGCCGGUUUUUCGACGAAUUGGGGUUCUUGGAGGUUGAGACGCCAAUGAUGAAUAUGAUUGCAGGCGGGGCGACUGCCAAGCCUUUUAUAACGCAUCAUAACGAGCUCAAUAUGGAUUUGUUUAUGAGGGUGGCCCCCGAAUUGUAUCUCAAAAUGUUGGUAGUGGGGGGCCUGGACCGUGUUUAUGAAAUCGGGCGUUUGUUUCGGAACGAAGGAAUCGAUCUGACGCACAAUCCCGAAUUCACGUCGUGCGAAUUUUACAUGGCUUAUGCCGAUUAUCAUGAUUUGAUUGCAAUCACUGAAGCCCUUAUCUCCGGAAUGGUGAAGAGCAUCCACGGGAGUUAUAAAAUCAAGUAUCAUCCAGAAGGUCCCGAGGGAGAGGAGGUCGAAGUUGAUUUCACUCCACCGUUCAAGCGAAUCCCCAUGAUUGCAACUCUGGAGGAGAUCCUCAAAGUGAAAUUCCCGUCAGCUGAGAAUUUGGGUUCCGAUUCAACGAACAAGUUUUUGAGUGAUCUUUGUACAGCGCAUAAUAUCGAGUGUCCUCCGCCGAGGACCAGUGCGAGAUUGCUGGAUAAGUUGGUUGGGGAGUUUAUUGAAGAACAGUGUGUUAAUCCAACUUUUAUCACCGAACAUCCGCAAAUUAUGAGCCCGCUUGCAAAGUGGCACAGGUCCGUGCCGGGUUUGACCGAACGUUUCGAGUUGUUUGUGAUGAAAAAGGAAAUUUGUAAUGCUUACACUGAACUAAAUGAUCCGAUGGUGCAAAGACAGCGGUUUGAAGAGCAAGCAAAAGACAAGGCUGCCGGUGACGAUGAGGCGCAAUUAAUUGAUGAAAAUUUCUGUACGGCACUGGAGUAUGGUUUGCCCCCGACGGGAGGCUGGGGCAUGGGGAUCGACCGAUUGACCAUGUUCUUGACCGAUAAUAACAACAUCAAGGAGGUUUUGUUGUUCCCAGCGAUGAAACCUGACGACCCCAAUAGGAAUAGAGAGGAGGAGGAGAAAGAAAAUGUGUAAUUUUAUUAUUUAUUGCUGAAUAAAAACAUGAAACUGGA